Messenger RNA from Rhagoletis zephyria (snowberry fruit fly), 1091 nucleotides. RefSeq lists its product as uncharacterized. Lineage: Eukaryota; Metazoa; Arthropoda; Insecta; Diptera; Tephritidae. The record is from RefSeq and is a predicted model, not a curated record.
CAAAUGGAUGUACCGAAGUUUGCGCUCGACCGCAGCUCGUACCUCAGCUCAGCAGCUACGGCUGGCUCCCUCUACGAGACAUCGAAGGCUGCCCAGGCGAGUGCCGCCUACAGCGCCUACUUGGAUCCCAGUGUACUUACAAAGGCUUACUUCGACUCGAAAAUGUAUCAGGAUCGCGCUGCCAAUUAUGCCUUUGACAUUUCAAAAAUCUAUGGCGCCCAACAACAUGGCUCCUCGGCGGCCGCCGCGGCAGUGGCGCAUCAACAGCAGCAACAACACUUGCUCAACGGCCUGGGCAUAGCCAGUUCGCAUCAGAAUAAUGGCAACAACAAUAAUAACCACUCAACAGCGAACAAUAAUCUGGAUGAACGAGACCACACACCGCAUUUAGAUAGCGGCGGGGCUGGUGGUGGAGUUCCGAGUGGUAUAGGGGAUUCCAAGCCACAUCUACACUCGCCAACGGACGCACAGCUAGAUUAUUCACAAUAUGCGCAAUACGGUCAGGUGGGUGGAGCAACCGUUGGUCUUGGUGGCGGAGUCGUUACCAACGGAGGUUUAGCUGGCAUUGCGUCUGGUGGCCCAGGUACUGCUGGCGCUGGUGGUGAUUUUCGUCGUCCGCUCACAGUUAUAUUUUGACCACCAUCCGUCGAGAAGUCUUAGUACACAUCUGAAACGCUACAUCAGCACGCAUGAAUGGAGUAGAUAUAAUACAGUAGACUCCCAUACAAAAAUCGACAUACAUAUGUAUGUAAGUUCCAACAACAAACGGGCAUGAGCUGCAAAUCUUACGAUUUGAAAUUGGUACGAUACGUAAAUCUACGAAAAACCAAUCACUGAAUCCGGAUUGUUUUGAACAUAUUAGCAAAUCUUACGAGUUGUUUUUUAAUGUCACUAAAAAGGUACGGAAAUUACUGAUUUUUUAUUGUCACUCGAAAAAAGUCACAUUUCUUACUAAUUUCGGGAAGUUUUCAAAUAGAAUUGCUCAUGUUAGAAGGAAUGAAAGUUGGCAUCAUAUAAAACAUACCUGUGAAGUUUCAAGAGUGUGUCACCAAAUUAUAAAAAAAUGGCAGCAAGCAGAAUAUCUGUCGCAG